Molecule: messenger RNA, 1317 nt
Organism: Pestalotiopsis fici W106-1
Lineage: Eukaryota; Fungi; Ascomycota; Sordariomycetes; Amphisphaeriales; Sporocadaceae
Exons: 2
Coding region: 1-1317 (438 amino acids)
Molecular function (GO): hydrolase activity, acting on carbon-nitrogen (but not peptide) bonds
Source: RefSeq, a predicted model, not a curated record
AUGACAAUGAUUUCGCGGACACAUCUUACAAUUCACACAUCAACGCUCUUUGAUCCGAAGCGCGAGGCUUUUGUCGAAAAUGUAUCCAUUACGGUAGACCCCCAGACGGGCAGCAUCGUCUCCGUCAAGAAGCGGGCCAGCGCCGAGAUCCAAGAACUCGGGCCAGAAGAUAUAGAUCUACGGGGAAAAGUGGCAAUGCCGGGCUUCGUAGAUGCUCACACUCACAUCUUUCUCCACGACUACGAUGAACGCCCCGCAGCCGAACAGCACCGGGAUGAGAGCAUCGUCGAACGUGUAGUUCGUGCAACGAACCAUGUGCGUACUGCAUUGCUGGCAGGCUACACAACCUAUCGUGAUCUUGGGUCUGAGGCCAUGCAAAGCUUUGAUGCAAAUUUGCGCGAUUGUAUCAACCGCGGCAUCAUACCGGGCCCAAGAUUGUUCGUCGCUACUCAUCCGCUCGGCAGCACUGGUGGGUUUGAGGUUAGAACGGAGAACUAUUACGGCGGGACAAGGGCACCACCAGCCUCUGACCCGGGAGACGGACCUGAUGGCGUGAGAAAGGCACUGCGGCGGCGUGUUGCAGAGGGUGCCGAUAUCAUCAAGUUCUACGCCGACUAUCGAAGGAAGAUUAUGAGGUUUCCGCCGAGCCAGCAGCACCCAUAUAAACUCGGCAUUGAGUAUCCACCUGCGGACCCAAACCCAAACGUGCCUUUAUUCAGCCAGGAAGAGAUGGACAUGAUUGUGAAAGAGGCAAAACUGGCGGACUUGCCCGUGGCUGCACACGCAGGCGGACUCAAGGCGGCCUUGAUGGCCGUGAAAGCCGGAGUAACAUCCAUCGAGCAUGGAUUCGAUGCUACCGACGAACUUUUGGCCUUGAUGAAGUCCAAAGGCACUAUUUGGGUGCCCACCUUGGCCGCUGCAGAGACAUUCAGCAAGGCCGGAAUUCAGGGUCUCUUGGCGCAAACCAAAAAGGCCCACGACUAUGGAAUACGUCUGGCAGCCGGUGGAGAUACUGGAGUCUUUUCCCACGGACGAGGUGCCAGGGAAAUGGAAUUGAUGAUUGAAGCUGGCAUCAAGCUUGAAGAUGUGCUUGAAAGUUGCAUGGUAGGGGGAUGGGAGAGCUGUGGCAAAGAUCAGUGUGGCUACCGUUUUGGUUGGUUUGAAAAGGGUAACCGAGCGGAUAUCAUUGCUCUGCAAUCAGAUCCCAGAGUAGACAAGAGUGCACUGCGGCGGGUUGACUUCGUGAUGAAGGACGCGAAGAUUUGGAAAAAGGACGGCGUCGCAGUGGGCAUGGUUGAGAAUCAUUUCCCAUGGUGA